AUGGCGUUCACCUUUGCGGCCUUCUGCUACAUGCUCACCUUGGUGUUGUGCGCUGCUCUCAUCUUCUUUGUCAUAUGGCAGAUCAUCGCGUUUGAUGAGCUUCGCACAGACUUCAAAAACCCCAUUGAUCAGAGCAAUCCCACCAGAGCGAGGGAAAGGAUUCUCAACAUUGAAAGAAUCUGCAACCUGCUUCGCAGAUUGGUGGUUCCGGAGUACUCCAUCCACGGGCUCUUCUGCCUGAUGUUCAUGUGUGCUGGAGAGUGGGUCACACUUGGCCUAAAUAUCCCACUGCUCUUCUACCAUCUUUGGAGAUUUUUUCACCGGCCAGCUGACGGGUCAGAGGUCAUGUAUGAUCCUGUUAGUGUGAUGAACGCUGACAUUCUCAACUAUUGCCAGAAGGAGUCCUGGUGUAAGCUGGGCUUUUAUCUGCUCUCUUUCUUCUAUUAUCUCUACAGUAUGGUCUAUGCCUUGGUGAGCUUCUAAGACAAAGGAGAUCUGGACCAAAAAAAAGGAAAUAUCUGUAAGAAAGACCCAGAAGAAUGAAUGGAGACAUCAACUCUUCCUCUCUCCAUGUGUCAUUCCCAUCUCUAGCUUGGGUUUUCAACAGUCUGACCUUGGACAAAACAAGAAGACCAAUCUGAGUGAAAAUGUGAAUGUAAAGGUGUUGCGUCUGCUGCUGUCGGGUGGCUGGACAAAGUUUUGAAAGAUGGAAGUGAAACAGACAGAGGAAGCAGCAGGUGUUUGUGUUGCCUUUGACCCAAUAUAUGAUUUACUAAUAUGAAGGGCUGGAGUUUUCCCAUGCUGCUCUUACUGAUCCAGUCACUCAACUCACUGUGAAUCUCCAAACACUUUUAGGGGCUGGAAAACGAAAUAGUACGUCUGUAUUCUUUGAGUUUGAAAAUGCUCUCAAAGCAGGAUUGUUUUGGUUUCAUUCCAUGUAUUUAACAUGAGAGUCACCUCUGAUAUUAAACAACUGCUUUGAUUGUGUUACAGGUAAAUAAAACUGUAAGUAACAGGUUAAAUUGUGCAGGAGAACAUUAAAACACUGUAAGAAAUGCAGAAGGCCUAACAGGGAAAUAACAGAUUGGUGUGUUUACACACCCUUUUAACCAGGAUGAAGAUAAAGCAUAGACCAACACAACAGUUCCCUGAUGCCAGCCUCUGUCAAAAGUCAAAUUUCACACUGUAACUAAAACAACAAGGAAUUAAUCAUAAGUUUGACUUUAAGAGUCAACGCUUGUAUUGUGCAUUCAAAAUAAGUAAGUCCAUAGCUGUAAGGACGUAUUUUAUGCUACACUCUAGGUUCAUGCUUUCAGAGGAGCUUUACGCUCAGACAUAUAAUGCCAAAAGUUUAUAUCUGAAAAACAUUGUGCCAAAUUAAAAAAAAAAAGUCAAUUAGGAGAAGUGAAAAGAAAAAUGAUGAGGCUAGAGAGU
This is a messenger RNA of Xiphias gladius (swordfish), 1434 nucleotides long. RefSeq names its product cornichon family AMPA receptor auxiliary protein 2 (gene cnih2). NCBI's taxonomy places the organism in Eukaryota, Metazoa, Chordata, Actinopteri, Istiophoriformes, Xiphiidae. Gene Ontology annotation, biological process: vesicle-mediated transport; regulation of AMPA receptor activity. Gene Ontology annotation, cellular component: synapse; dendrite. The record is from RefSeq and is a predicted model, not a curated record. Bases 1 to 483 code for a protein of 160 amino acids. The transcript is spliced from 6 exons.